This is a messenger RNA of Drosophila ananassae, 459 nucleotides long. Its product is annotated as protein dpy-30 homolog. The transcript has a single exon. Gene Ontology annotation, cellular component: Set1C/COMPASS complex. The record is from RefSeq and is a predicted model, not a curated record. The coding region runs from base 1 to 363 and encodes 120 amino acids. NCBI's taxonomy places the organism in Eukaryota, Metazoa, Arthropoda, Insecta, Diptera, Drosophilidae.
AUGGACGCCAAGACCGAAGCCCCAAUUUCACCUACUGCCCCGGUUACCCAGUCUACAGAGGCAGGAAAAGAUCAGAACAGCGGCACCAACAACACUUCGAAUGCCGCAAGCGUAGGGGCCAGCGCAGCUCAGUCCACCCCGGCUGCCCAAUCGGAGCCCGCCGCCAAGAAACCGCGCCGUGAAACAAGCACCCUGACUCGUCAGUACCUGGACCAGACUGUAGCUCCUGUCCUGCUAAACGGAUUACAAGCGCUUGCCCGUGAACGGCCUGCGGAUCCCCUUCAGUUCUUGGCCGCAUACCUUCUGAAGCACAGCAACGGAUGCGAGGAGAACAGCUCCGCGCCGGCAGAGAACAACUCCUAAUCUCUUAAGUUCUAAAGCCCCAUAAAGUCAUCAUCCGCCGCCCCCUUAGAUGUAUAAGUGAAGAGUUCGCAAAUAAAAGUUUAAAUUAGAAUGUAA